Molecule: messenger RNA, 1473 nt
Organism: Emys orbicularis (European pond turtle)
Lineage: Eukaryota; Metazoa; Chordata; Testudines; Emydidae
Gene: SLC29A3
Product: solute carrier family 29 member 3
Exons: 6
Coding region: 1-1473 (490 amino acids)
Biological process (GO): nucleoside transmembrane transport
Cellular component (GO): plasma membrane; Golgi apparatus
Molecular function (GO): nucleoside transmembrane transporter activity
Source: RefSeq, a predicted model, not a curated record
AUGGAGAAACUGAGAAAAGUGGCUGUUGAUUUGGAAGAUGGAGACGACCGAUUUCAGCACAGUGCUAACUCUGCAUAUAAACCAGUGAAUACCUCUUUCCGAGAAGAAGAGCCUCUGAUUGAGGAGCCAGUGGGGAACAGAUACAGUCUGCAAAAGCCGAAGGAUCACUUAAAUGGUGCCUAUGUUAUUUUUUUCAUCCUGGGUAUUGGCUCUCUGUUGCCUUGGAACUUUUUUAUCACAGCAAAACAAUACUGGAUAUAUAAACUUCAGAACUGCUCCAAUCAGCAGGAUCCAAAGGGACAUGGAGUCUCUGAUCUCCGUGACUACUUUGAAAGUUACAUUUCCAUUGCCUCAACUGUGCCUUCAGUGCUCUGCCUGAUUGGAAACUUUGUGCUAGUCAACAGGGUAUCUGCCAGCAUCCGCAUUCUGUCCUCCUUGGCUGUCAUGCUGGCUGUCUUCGUGGUGAUCACUGUGCUGGUGAAAAUGGACACAUCCACAUGGACACAGCGUUUUUUUGUCAUAACCAUAGUUUGCGUGGUUAUAGUCAGCAGCGCCUCGACCAUCUUCUCCAGCAGCAUCUUUGGCCUGACAGGCUGUUUCCCCAUGAAGAAUUCGCAGGCGUUGAUUUCAGGUCAGGCCAUGGGGGGCACAGUCAGUGCUGUGGCAUCGGUGGUGGACCUGGCAGCAGCAGCUGAUGUUACAGACAGCGCCUUGGCCUACUUCCUGACAGCAGAUGUCUUCAUCGUUGUCUGCAUUGUGGUAUACCUGAUUCUUCCCAAGUUGGAAUACUCCAGGUACUACAUGAGAAGCCACAAGGGUAGCACACACCCAGCUGGUGUAUUGCCUAGCAGUUAUUUAGAGGGAGUGGAUGAGUCAAAAGGCAUCACCAACAGCUCAUUUCCAGCCAAAGCGACUAGUGACCAAAAUAUCCCACCCCUACGUCCUAUCCUGAAGAAGACCGCUGUCCUGGGCUUCUGUGUCUUCUAUGUCUUUUUCAUCUCUAUCAUCAUAUUUCCUUCCAUCUCCUCCAGCAUAGAAUCUGUCAACAAGGACUCGGGGAGCUUAUGGACCAAUAAGUACUUCAUCCCCCUCACCAGUUUCCUUUUGUACAAUUUUGCUGACUGGUGUGGACGGCAAAUCACCGCCUGGAUCCAGGCCCCUGGCCCAAAGAGCAAACUGCUCCCUGCUCUGGUCCUCCUGAGGACUUUGUCACUACCCCUAUUCAUGUUAUGUAACUAUCAGCCUCGGAGCCAUAUCAAAAUGGUAAUCUUCAACAAAGAUGUCUACCCGGCUGUCUUCAUUGUGCUCUUAGGACUCAGCAAUGGUUACCUGGGUACCUUAGCUAUCAUCUAUGGCCCCAAGAUCUUGCCAAAAGAGUUGGCAGAGGCAACAGGGGUGGUGAUGACAUUUUACCUGACGUUAGGAUUGGCGUUGGGAUCUGCCUGCUCAAUUCUUUUGGUCCAUCUAAUAUAG